AGAACAAGAGGGCGAGAGAGAGAGAAACAGAGCGAGAGAGAGAGAGAAAUAUGAAACAACUCAUUUGCAGAGGAGUAAAUCACGGAAAACCCGUUUGAGAGCGCGACAGGGCUCCCGCUUUACAGCGCUAACACCGGAAUUGUGAUGCGCACGAGCCCUUCCUACUCUACUUCUUCUUCCUCUCCUGUUCCACCUUCUUCUUCCUCUUCUUCUUCUUCUUCUUCUUCUUCUUCUUCUUCUUCUUCGCUGGAGAUUUUAUGGAAUCGGUGUGAUUGUUGUUGUUGUUGUUGUUAUUGUUGUUGUGGUGGUGGUGGUGGUGGUGGCGGUGGCUGCACUGGCUGUGCCGCCGUUUCCGUUACUCACAGCGCUGUUGUGGCCGCGAGAGAGCGGGGAGAAAGACCACAACAACGGUGACCGACACCGGCGGCAGACCUGCCUCACUUUCUCCCAGUCUCCCUCCCCUCCGUCUCCCUCUGUGUCCGCGUGUGUGUCGGUGGGGUUUUUUUUUUGCCUCGAACCGCACAACACACGCAAAAAGGGAGGACAAAACAGAACCGAAAGCCGCCGGUCGUUUCCUUCAGCCCCGCCGUGACUCUGCCGAGCCGAAUACAAACUGAAACAACAACAAACAACAAGAGAAGAUGAGUUCAUAUUUCGUCAACUCGCUCUUCUCCAAAUAUAAAAGCGGGGACUCGUUACGCCCGAACUACUACGAGUGCGGUUUCGCACAGGACUUGGCCGGCAGCCGGCCCACCGUGGUGUACGGCCCGGGCUCCGGCGCUACCUUCCAGCACGCCCCGCAGAUCCAGGACUUCUACCACCACAGCGCCUCCACGCUGCCCAGCAACCCGUAUCAGCAGAGCCCCUGCGCGGUCACAUGCCACGGCGAACCGGGCAACUUCUACGGAUACGACGCCCUGCAGCGACAGACGCUUUUCGGGGCCCAGGACACGGAUCUGGUCCAGUACAGCGACUGUAAGCUCGGGGGCGCACCGGGGAUCGGCGGCGAGGACGCGGAGGGAACAGAGCAGAGCCCCUCACCCACGCAGCUGUUUCCCUGGAUGAGGCCGCAAGCUGCGGGCAGGAGGCGUGGCCGGCAGACCUACAGCCGUUACCAGACCCUGGAGCUGGAGAAGGAGUUCCUAUUCAACCCCUACCUGACCCGGAAGCGCCGCAUCGAGGUGUCGCACGCGCUGGCGCUGACGGAGCGGCAGGUGAAGAUCUGGUUCCAGAACCGCAGGAUGAAGUGGAAGAAGGAGAACAACAAGGACAAGUUCCCCAGCAGCAGGAGCGAGCAGGAGGCGGUGGAGCGGGAAAAGCGGGAGAAGGAACUGCGGGAGGGCAGCGGAAGUGGAGGAGAAGGUGGAGGAGGCGGCGGCGGCAGUGGAGGAGGAAGCUCGGUGGCGGUGGUCGCGGUGGCGGUGGCGGCGGGUCCACAGCAGCCCCCCGCAGUGAGUGAGGAGAACCCAUAAGCAAAUGUAGGGAGGAAAAUGGUGG
Solea senegalensis (Senegalese sole) is the source of this 1497-nucleotide messenger RNA. RefSeq names its product homeobox protein Hox-B8a. Gene Ontology annotation, biological process: regulation of transcription by RNA polymerase II. The coding region runs from base 642 to 1472 and encodes 276 amino acids. The record is from RefSeq and is a predicted model, not a curated record. Lineage: Eukaryota; Metazoa; Chordata; Actinopteri; Pleuronectiformes; Soleidae. Gene Ontology annotation, molecular function: RNA polymerase II transcription regulatory region sequence-specific DNA binding; DNA-binding transcription factor activity, RNA polymerase II-specific. The transcript is spliced from 2 exons. Gene Ontology annotation, cellular component: nucleus.